Messenger RNA from Lindgomyces ingoldianus, 3886 nucleotides. RefSeq lists its product as uncharacterized. The record is from RefSeq and is a predicted model, not a curated record. The transcript is spliced from 2 exons. Lineage: Eukaryota; Fungi; Ascomycota; Dothideomycetes; Pleosporales; Lindgomycetaceae. The coding region runs from base 143 to 3886 and encodes 1247 amino acids.
GGUAGACGAGCUGGAAACAUCCGCGAGUCAGAGCUCCAACAUUUUAACAGCAAGAACCCCACAACUCUGAGUCUCUUCAAAUCAAUUUACUCACUCACAUCAAGGUUAGUUCUUUGGAAAGCUUCGUCACUAAUAAUCAAUCAUGCUUUGGGGUACCCACACUUCCCUGUACCCAGAGCUCAAUUCCAUCGAAAAAGAAAACCUUGAGUAUGCGCUAUCCCUCGCCUUCUGCGGUUUUUACGACGAGGCCGAAAACACCUUCCAGGCAGAGCCACUCUCGAAAAGCCUACAUCCGCUGGUCAAGCUUGAGCUAGCACUGAUGUACGAUGCGAUGGGCUUGGAGAAUGAAUGCUCUAAAGUUCUUCAUGGAUGUCGAGUUCCUCUCGAGCGACAUGUUCCUCAGGAAGGUGCCAAUAUCUGGGAUCUCAUAAAGCUCAAGUGUAUUUCCUCAGAUAUCCUUCGUCUAGGGAAGGUGCCUGCAUCGAACCAGAAUGACGUGUUUCUGAUUAUGAGACGUCUAGCGUCUAAAAAUCUAUCCGAAUAUGGAGACAUUGAGAUACUCAAGUUAGCUAGGAGCCAGAGCAGUAUCUCAAUGGCAGAAGAACCCCCAGCAAUGUUUCCACUGCCCUCACAUCUUCACGUUGCGUUGGAAGAUUGUGGAAGGGUUGAGCUCUUUCACCCAUACCUACCCUACGAGGCCACCUUAAGCGGAAAUAAAGGAUUGAAGAGAGUUGAGCCUUAUAAAAAAUACAUUAGUGCGCUGUCAUCCCAACAGAGUCCGGGAAUCAGCCCGCUGAAGAUGGCUGAAACACGAUUGUUCUUUGCAGAGACCCUCGCAUCUAUUGACAUGGACAACGCUAGAGAAGAGCUCAAUAUCGCUUCACAACUCCUCGCCGAAUGUGGAAUUCCAUGUCCACGCUUAGAGCUGAAAAAGAAGGCCGUCAACCUCGAGUUGACAAAAGGACCAACCGAUGUUUCGCUCACUCUUUCUAAUGAGAUCUGCAAAGGCUUCAUUGAAAUGAAACAUCUCGCCGGGUAUCGGAAGCAACUCCAAAAAUCAUAUGCAAUUGCAAAAUCAACAAAAGAGAACAGCGAGAAUGCUUCUUCACAGCAGGGACGAGCGGACGAAAUUCGUCGUAUCAUUCUCGAAAUGAUUACUCUUGAAGACCAGCACACUAGAUCAGCUUUCUUCCUUGCCUCGUCGCUCAUUUCCUAUGGCUCAGAAAUCGCAGGCCCGGACGUCGGGGCCAAUGGAGCAACCUUCCUAACAAUCUUUGCCAAAUUCCGCGAUACUUUUCCAGAAUUUUCGUUGCCUAUGUCAGCGAAUACACUCUAUUCCUUCGCAGCAAAAGCAGCUCUGAAUCUGGGGAACCUGACGCAGGCCGCCGAGUAUUUGGAAAGAAUGGAAUAUUGGCAGAAACAAUGCCCUGGCGCGACCGGUAGUAAGAAUUCAUUGCCUGAUGUCUCGGAUGAAGAGGCCAUGGUGCUCUGGGAUAUCGAUACUGACAGGAACGACUCGAAAGGUUUCCUAUCUUGUCUUCAAGAAAGAUGUAUCGCUUUGCUAUGUCGCUGGAUUGGUCGGGACAUCGAAAAAGGUAUCAUACCAGAGCCCCAUGCUCAAGCCUUGUUGAAAUUAAAUGGUCAAGACAUGCCGGAUGCAAAAACCGUACAAAGCAUCGACACUCGCCAGCUCGUAGACAGAAUCUUUGGAAAUGUCGAACCCGCAUCUGUAGCCCAUUGGUCUGACUGGUUUAACAACCUCGAAAGAUGGGUAAAUCUGCAAGCCGGACACCCAUCCACGAUGCAGAGGCAGCUUCUUCUAACACAAUUCCAACAUACCCGAGUAUUGACGCUGACUACAUUCGAACCCUGGACGCUAUUACAUAGAACCAAAUAUCUCCAAGAGACAACGAGGUUGUUGAAUAUAUACACUAAAGUAGACAAGCGAAUAUCGGAAGGUGGCAGCAUUGAAAAAGCCCGUUGGCUAUACGGGCACAGUACACUCUGCCUGGCAUCUUUGAAAGACUUUACCGGAGAAAAUGCUGUUUCGGAUCAGGACUUGAUUAACGCAGUGACUUGGAUAAAGGCAGAUGCUACGGCACUGGAAGCUGAAGGCAAGAUUAAAGAUGCGUACAACAGUAGAGUUCUCGCCGCUAGAUUGAACUGGCAAAGAUACGCACGCUUCAAGUCCAUAUCACCAUGGGCCUGCCUGUCCGAAUGGUCUCAAGCCGACAACCUAUACCAAGCUUUGCGAGCUGAUCAUUACCUCUUGCCAGCUCAUCGAGCCUUCGUAGCUAAAGAAAGUUUAGCUGGAGCUGUGAAUUACAACGCAAAUGUCAAAGAUGCCAUGAUGGCUUCUUUAGCCUCUCUCAUCGAAUUUCUAGCUGCAUCUAUAGAUAACCUGCAAAUAUUGGUCGAGGAUUCGACGUACACAUUCAUAUGUGUGGAAUUGACAUCUUGGAUUCAGCGGUCUAAAGCCCGGGCACUGACGGAUCUCCUUGGACAAACAACUAAUAUCCCGCGAUCGGUUGGGCGACUGUUCCUAGAAGAGCCAAGUGCAGCGGCUUUGUGGGAGGAUUGCCUUGCCACAUUACGUAGAAGAGAAAAUGCAUCGAUAAAAGAGUUGGUUGGGGUGCGAGACGAGUUUCAACGAAUCACAAGACAGCUUCGUAGUGAGCAUCCACGGAUUCAGCCUUUCCUUGACAUCCAUAGCGGAGAAGCCAUCUCUCCGAGUGAACUUGAGAAACUUGGCCAUACUCUAGGGCCCUCUGCUGUCAUGGUCGAAUGGGUCCAUGCUCCAACUUUCCCAAACGAUAUAUUCUUAGUUGUGUACAGGGAAGGCAUUAUUUCGCGAGUGCGACCGUUGGAGGGCAUAACCAUGGCGGAGGUGGACGACUGGAUCGAAAACUACUUACACGUAGAAGAGGACCCGGGAAUGCCAAGUGCAGUGCUGAACGAUGGACAAGCGAAAGAAAAUCUUAACGAAUUGAAACCUCUCGUAAAGCUUCUCGCCGAGCUUACGGAGAAGGGCGAGACGCUGGUUUUGUGUCCGACACAAGGACUUCAUCGCCUCCCACUCCAUGCUAUAUCCCUUGGAAAACCAUCACAGCCCUUAAUCCAGAGGAACCCAGUCGUGUAUAUACAGAGUCUAUCGCUUUUACGACUCUGCCAGGAAUCAUUUCAACAGCCAAUUUUAGAUACUGAGUCUCCUUUCACUGCUACCUUGUUCAACACCUUAGGGCAAUCCCAUAAAUCUGAAGAAGAAUUAUCAAUGAAAGAAUCUAUAACUCAGAUAAGCCAGAUUCUUCACACCCACCCCAUCGACCAGCCUGUUGGAGCAAAAAAUGCUUUUAGGUCCCAAGCGCUGCAAUCGAAUAUCUUGCACAUUCACGGCCACGCUGAUUUUAAGAUUACAGGGAGGGAUGUUCGACAAAGCCUUCUCCUGCGAGAACCGCCACUCUCCGAAGAGGAUAUACUGGGGUUUGAAGAUAUUUUCGACCUUGAGUUCCGAAAACCGUCCCUCAUGCUCGCAAUGUGCUGCAACACUGGCCGCGCAAAGGUGUCUGAGUCGGAUGAUCUGCUUGGCCUAACUGCCGCGUUCCAUGUCGCUGGGGCUGGCGCCGUAAUUUCGACGCUAUGGAAGAUUGAUCGGAGGGACUGUUUACGGUUUUCAAAGGAGUUUUACAGAAUUGUCAUGGAUGGAUUACAAAAGGGUGAGGGCGAAGGCGGCGGGGAAAGCGGCUGCGUCAACUUAGCUCUAGCAUUUCAACAUGCUGUGUGUACACUCAGAAAGGAAGAAGAGUCUAAGCGGUCGACGCAUCCAUAUCAUUGGGCUGGGUUUGUAUUACAUGGCGCCUGGCUUUUUCCUCGGCUGCGGAUAGUUUGA